AUGGUACAUAUUUCAAAUAGCAAUAGAUGCUUAGUGAUUGGUUGUGGGGUGUGGGGUGAGAGAGAGAAUUUCUUUGAGAAUUUGUUAGGGUUAAAUUUAUUCUGAUUGGGCUGGAUGAUAGAAGAUGCUGACUGGCCGGAGGUUAUAGAGUGGUGAGUUAAUUGUCAGUUAGGAAACAUGAGGCAUAGGCAAAUUUGGCCCUCUAGAUGUUUUUGGCCUACAACUCCCAUGAUCCCUAGCUAACAGGACCAGUGUUCAAGGAUGAUGGGAAUUGUAGUCCCAAAACAUCUGGAGGGCCGAGAUUACCUAUGCCUGGGAAAGUUGUUGGGAUGUGACAGCUGAGAUGGGGAAAAGGGAGUUGAAGAGAGACAUGUGAGGAAGAGACGAAAGUCCAGCUGAGGCCUGAAUAUUCAUACCCACUGUUUUAUUAACGCUUGUCUGGUGAAGAUCAGUAGAAUGGAUCCAUGGUUGAGAUGGGGCUUGUCCUGUGUCUAGAAAUCAUAAGUUCUACUUUCUGAGUAUGGGUCCUAUAGUUUAUCCCUGCCACAUCUCCCAAGAAAACUUGUUCGCCACUGAAUCAGAACAAUCCACAGAAAAACCGAUUGAUGUUUGUUCUAAUUCAGUGAUAAACAACUGUGUUUUCCCCCCCCUGGAGAUAGUGACGGGACAAGUGGAAGUGUCGAUGAAGAAGCCAUCCUGUGUAAAGGUCUUAUCAAAAUAAGGUUGAAGAAGCGGGUGUUUUUUAAGUUGGCUAAACUGUCCAACCUGUCAGAAAUGCAACCACAGAAUCUUGGGCGGUCAGAGGUAGAAUGCGCCCAAGGACCUGGCCUAGAUUUAUGUAUUUUAUUUAACAAAAAUUAUAUACUGCUUGAUUGUAGGAAAACCUCAAAGCAGCUUACAAUAAAUAUUAAAGUUAUAAAUAAAAGCAGUUAAAACAAUUUUAAACAUUGAGAGAUAAUUAAAAUAGCUCAGCUCAGAUAAGCAAUCCCAGCUAAAAAUGAAGCAUCUUCCAAAAAAAAACCCCAUUAUUAUUAUUAUUAUUAUUAUGAUGAUGAUGAUGAUGAUUUGUUUCCUCAGCUUGCCAAUCUGCCCCGCAUGUCUUUCCUCUCAUUCCAUCUUCUGGGAGUAUCUCCAACAAUGGAAGCAUCACUAUUGGCUGCUUGGCCCAGGAUUUCCUGCCUAGCUCACUCACUUUCUCCUGGGAUAACGAUGAAGACGAGGCAAUCGAGUUUACGGAAUUUCCUUCUUUCUUCAACUCCCGUGGGACUUUCACUGCAAGCUCCAAGGCAGUUGUCCCUGCUGCAGCUUGGAAGCAUUUUAAUCCAUUCUACUGCAAGGCUGCUCACUCUCUUGGAAACAGAACAGAAGAAAUUGUCCGUCCGAGUAAGUGAAUUUAUUUGACUUGUUGUCUACAAAAAAACCAAGAUUUCCCAGCAGCCAACAGCAGCUCAAACCAGGAGAUUAGCAUAAAGGAGUCAGAAAGUGCUAGGGAACUCUUAAAAGACCAAAUGCUUGAUUUCUGCAUGGUCUUUUAUGGGAAGUGGCCUCUUGUGAUAAUCUUGCGAUAUAUCUUCCAUCCAAUAACUAGCUAGGGUUCCCUUAUGUCUGGAUUUCCCUGUUGCAUCAGCAGUAUUUGUGUGUGUGUGUUCUUUUUUGCCCUUCCAAAUAUUGCAACCCUACAACUAGCUAGUUCCCAAAGGACCACAUACCUGCCUGUAUUCUUAACACACUGAAUAAUUACCUAAGUUCAGAACUAAUGCUUUUCUGCAUAGGGUGAAGAUUAAUUUAUGUAAAAGAGGGAAAGCGUUUCAAAUCCGUUUGAAACCUGGCCCCUAAUCCAAGAUAUAGGUGAAUAGGAUAUGAUUGCCUUGUAGCAUGGGAAAUGAACUAGUCAUGUGCUCUUACACUGUCAUUCAUUCUGAGAGUGAGCCUUCACUCUGUGGGAUGAAGCCAUUGAAAUGGAUUGGGAAAUGCUUGUCUAGACGCACAACCUUCUAGAAGACAAUCUCAUGAGUCUUGUGAAUGAGGGUUCCUCGAUAGACCUGGAUCUGCAGUUCCCCUUGAGUUGCUGGAUUCAUCUGCAAUAAAUUUGUUUACCUUCUGCCACUUUCCUUCCUUCUGCAGUAGUGCGCCCAGACUCUCCGCCUAACAUUAUCAUCAGCGCACCACUCCUAAAGGAUUUUGCGGGGUCCCCCUUGAAUGCCACCAUCACCUGCACUGCUAUAAAUCUGCACACUCAGAAGACCACAAUCCAGUGGCUGAGGGAUGGAAAAGUUAUUGAAUCUGAUGAGCCCACCACCAUACGGAUCUCAAAGCGCAGCUACAGCGUGAGGAGUGAGCUAACAAUCACCAAGAACGACUGGGACAAUGGCAAGAAGUUCUCCUGCAAAGUGUCCAAUGAGAGAUUCAGUGGGCUAAAGAACAUCAGCAGACCCCUUAUUUGUGGCGGUAAGUUAUUAUAUUCCAUCAGAGCACCGGAAAGCUGAUUGAAACAUUCAAGACAACAGGGGCAUCUUUCAUUUCUGUCAUAAGGAAGGAGCGCUCAGUAUAUAUGGUUGCAUUCUGAACACGGGAGAAAUAUUAGCUUUGGGCUAAAACUGAGGUAAGAUUUCAUGAAAAUCUACAUAUGCCAAAACGCUCAACAAGAGGUGAAAAUCCUCUAGAAAGCAGAAUUAUAAUAGGUAAGCAGAUUUUACGGCAAGGUCUGAAGGCACUUAAGCACCAUAGUCUAGCAAUGUUAUCCUUCAGCGUAUGCUGGGAUACCGCUGAGAUAUGUAGAUCCAACCUUGGCUUCAGUGUUAUAUGAGACCUCAGUCUAUGUUUUGGUACUCAUAGUCCCCCAUACUUUCUGCUGAUCCAAUUCUGACAUUAUUUUUAGUGGGGGAGGAAUCAAAUUUCCUUGUGAUUCUUAAUAUUCUUACAAAUGAAUGCCUUGUGCAUUUGGGAUUCUACCAAGAGCACAGUGUAAAAUCAUUGACUCUGGCAAAUCAGUGGAUCACCAAGGAAAGGAACUUGUGCAGCAACUAGCAAGGUCUCCCAUCUACAAGCCCUCACAAACAAACUCCUUGAAUAUGGCACUAUCGUGGGAUAGGGAAAUUCUCUAUUCUGACUUGGACAUAAGCAAUGGAACUCUUUGAGGACAUUGGAUGUUUGAAUCAGAUAUACAUUGGGGUUGUCAUAAGUGUUGUCCUACUAUGGAUCUCAAUGCUCUUCUUCUUAGGUCUUUCCAUCCCUGUCAUGGUUGAGACCAUCCAACCUUCCUAUGCUGAUAUUUACCAGACCAAGUCAGCCAAGCUGACCUGCAGAAUUUCCAACAUACCCGAUGAGCAAGACCUUAAGGAGCUGAACGUCACCUGGACAAGAGCAUCUGAUGACAAACCCCUGGACACUGAACUGGAAACGUACCACGAUGAAGAAAACAGCGAUUUGAUAUAUGCAGAUGCAGUAGCUACUGUGUGUGUCGACGAGUGGGAAAAAGGAGAAACUUUCAACUGCAAAAUUAUUCACCCAGAUUUAUUUCCUUCAAUGGAAGUCAGGUCCCUGCGUAAGCCUCAAGGUAGGUGCCUAUUUUACAUCGGCUCAAAAAAAAAAAAAAAAAAGAUUAAGCAACCCUUGGUGUCAUUGAUUUUAGCAGUUUCGUUCUGUCUUCACAAUCAUUUAACACAAGCUAUCCUAACAUGGUGGUCUCCCCAGAUGUUCUGGACUAUAACUUCCAAAAUCAGCAAAUAUGGGGCUUAGUGGCUGGGGCUGAUGCACUUUGUGGUCCAAAACAUCUGGAGCACACCAGUUUGCGGAAGAGGGAUUUAACACGCAUCUGAAUCUAAGCAAUCGUUGUUGGAAUUAAUAAGCUAUCCUUCCAAUGCCUGCCCAGUGGACAUGUACAGUAUGGGCUUCUGUGUGCCUAAGGGCAACAAAAAGAAACAUCAACUUAGCCCCCAGCAUGCGGUCAAAAAAAUCCAUAUGACUUAAUGGGUUAUAAGUUAUAUGAGGCUGCUCUUAGAGUAGAUGAAGCCCCUACUCCAGGGGUCAGCAAGGUUUACCUCUCCUGGGCUGGUUCACUCCCAUGGAGAUUGCUCCGUGGGCCAGAUCGCAUCUGCGCAGACGCAAUUUUCAGCAUCUGCACAUGCACAGACGUGUUUUUCAGUGCAGCGGAAAUGAGUCCCUGCUCCAUGCUGCACCGGUUUAGCGCAGCACGCGGGGGCUCGCCAAGCGGGAAGCUCGGUUUGGGGGCGGCUCAUGGGCCAUUUAAAUAACCCCUGUGGGCCCCUUGUGGCCCAUGGGCUGCAGGUUGCUGACUCCUGCCCUAUUCUCACCCCACCUUAGCAAUGAAGAGAUGGGUUUGUCCCCACUUACUUCAUGGGACCAUCUCUGUAAGUCAUAGUCUCUCUGUCUCGCUUAUGCUCUUCCACUCUUUUUACACACACAAAGCAGUGGACCAUGCCACCACAGUCUUUUAUAAAAUCCAGAUUUAGAAAGCCAUUGCAUCAAAUCUCUGAUCUGGUCAUCAUUGGCCAUUGUCCAUUUCACCUCCUAGAAGGCUUCUACCAAUCUUCUCACAGGUUUUUCUGACUCUCUCAAACCAUACAAAUGAGGUCAUAGUUAAGGAAAGGAAAGUGGGGGAAAGAUGGUUAGCAAUGUACUUAAAAAACAAAACCAUGCAUUUGAUAUUCUCUUCACACACACCCUCCUUUAACCUUCCAGAUGGCAACCCCUCUGCUCCACAUAUCUACAUCCUUCCUCCUCCUCCGGAUCAGCUGGCUCUGCAGGAAACAGCCACUGUCACUUGUUUGAUGAAAGAUUUCUCCCCUCCUGAGUUCUUUGUCAAAUGGCUGCGGAAUGAUGAGCCCGUGGAUGCUUCCAAAUACUUCACCAGCACAGCCACCCAGGAGUCCAAGGCACCCAAGCGGUAUUACGCCUAUAGCAUGCUGAACGUCAAUGCAGAAGAGUGGAAUUCUGGAACUACUUACACUUGCAUGGUGGGGCAUGAGAUGUUGCCCCUCCAGACGUCUCAGAAGACCAUAGACAAGAAUACGGGUAAACCAACCGUUGUCAACGUCUCCCUCGUGCUCUCCGACACCGCCAGCACUUGCCAGUAA
This is a messenger RNA of Podarcis lilfordi (Lilford's wall lizard), 5096 nucleotides long. The record is from the annotation of a GenBank genome assembly. Lineage: Eukaryota; Metazoa; Chordata; Lepidosauria; Squamata; Lacertidae.